Anneissia japonica is the source of this 8721-nucleotide messenger RNA. RefSeq lists its product as uncharacterized. The transcript is spliced from 2 exons. The record is from RefSeq and is a predicted model, not a curated record. The coding region runs from base 6400 to 7443 and encodes 347 amino acids. NCBI's taxonomy places the organism in Eukaryota, Metazoa, Echinodermata, Crinoidea, Comatulida, Comatulidae.
ACUAUCUUUGUUGCUAACCUUCAGCCAUUGUCCAAGGCUACUCAGCUCGAAUUACUUAAAUCGGAUUGGCCAUGGUCACUUUGGUUUUUGAGUUUUUAUCAGUUAAUUGGUACAGUUACAGCUUUUGAUGAUUUUACAUCUUGGAAGUAUUUCAUCAGUAUCAAGGGCUUUCCACAGAAUACCUGGCAUCCAGGAGCUUUAGCUCGAGUUUGGAGUGAGAAGCACUUAAAGUACAAUUCAAUACACGAGAUUGCUACUUCUCUUGGACCACAGAUAUCAACCGCUCACUUGUUCUUUCACUCCUUUAGCGGUUGUGAUACAACUUCAUCUGUCCAAGGGAAAGGUAAAGCAUCAUUUAACAUAACUUGGGAAAAGGUGCCAUGUAUGACUGCAGUAUUCGAGAGAAUGUCAUCAUCUGUAGGAGAUGUUAGUGAACAGACACAGACUAUCUAGAACAGUUUGUUGUCGCUAUUUACUGCGGCACAUUUGAUGGUAAGAAGGUAAAUGAUACAAGACGAUACCUAUUUUCAACUAGGGAAAAUGCAAAAGAGAAUAACCCCGCCCCCUCUAACAUCUGCUGCAUUAAAAGAACAUAUCAAACGAUCUGUACUACAAGCCAGAGUGGUACAACUGUGUAGAUGCCCUCAGAGUUGAACAUGGCCGAGUUAAUUGGGGAUAGAUGAAGGACGACAACAAAUUUACUCCAGUUUGGAGCUCUCUGCCGAACUUUCAAAUGUCAUCAAGGUGUUAAUUCCUUGUGGACACACCGAAUGUGAACUUGGAAGCUGAAAAUGCAGAAAGAAUGGAUUAAGAUGUACCGAGUUGUGUGGUUGUCAUGGAAAAUGUUAGACAAGACCAAAAAAGAAGUAUCCAUGUGUUCAUCUAUGUAGACAUUAAACAUAUUUGUUAUCGAUGUUAAUAAUUACGAACUAUAGGCCUAUGUUUAUUUGCUUAGAAAUAACAUGUGAAAGUAUGAGAUUGUGUAUACGAGAUACAGCAUAAUUAUGUUAUUGUCGCAGUCAUUAAUAGAGUUCACAGAUGGUUGAUCAAUUGGUGCAUACUUUAUUUGAUUAAAUGUACUAACAUACACCAUAUUGAGUAAAAUAGACAUUCCAAAGUGUAAAUCGGGUAUUAAAUUACAACCAUCUUGGAAUUAACAUGGUUAAUCAACGACGCAACAAAACAUGUGCUUCGCUGUUUGAAGAAGGGUGAAGGCAAUACAUUGAACAGCAAGCUAUAGAAACGACUAUUUUACAGUAUACAAUCCUUAUUUAAAGAGCCUGAUCAUUAUAUAUAAUAAACAAAUUAAUUUUCCACUAAACUGCGAGAUUAAUCAACAUUGAAAUAAAAUAGAGUCCAUGGUUAAAAAUGUGCUGCAUUAAAACAUGUGUUUCAUCGGUAGAAGAGGGGUGAGAGCUAUGCAAUUAAAAGCUAGCUAAAGAAAAUUGUUUUUACUUUUUCUGAAACGUAUCUCGUCACAUACAAUGGAUAUACUGUUCCUCCAAAGCUCCAGAUUAAUCAAUAUUGAAAUAGAUAACAUAGGACAACUGCGCAAAUUUAUAUCAGAUAACAUUUGUGUUUGUGUUCCUAGUUAUAAAAAGUUCAAUAUUUUAUUUUGUGUAUUUCGCUAAAAUGGAAGGAAGUGUACCCUAUCCACGUUCGUGAAUCGAAUGUACUGAGGCAUGUCUGCCUGUCCCAGACAGUUUUAUAUAAUAAUCUCAAUACUAAAACGAUGUUAGAAAUGAUAAACUCUCAGCACUUUAAAGACUAAAUGUAAAACGAUAUAAUUAGACCUAACAAAAAUUUAAGAAAAUGGCCAAUUGUUUUCGAUUUUUAAUUUUACUCUACUUCGUAAUGUUUCGGAGUAAGCCAAAUUCUAGGCCUAUCCACGGAGGUGGUAUAAUAUUAAUAAUAAUAAUAAUAAUAAUAAUAAUAAUAAUAAUAAUAAUAAUAAUAAUAAUAAUAAUAAUAAUAAUAGUAAUAGUAAUAAUAAUAAUAAUAAUAAUAAUAAUAAUAAUAAUAAUAAUAAUAAUAAUUAUAAUAAUAAUAAAGGAGAGGACGGGGCGGCAGAGAUUAACUUAGCUAUGGUAAAGUUAUCUAUAUUGCUCCAUAAUUAUUGCUUAUUUCACUAGUUUUUGAAAUAUUCUUGGAUUUUAAGUGAGUAUAUAUCAUUUGUUGGAGGACAAAUAUUCAUUUGCAUUGUACGGAUCUUUUAUCCUUGAUCUGAAUAUCGUCCAGAAAAAAUACUUUGUGAAGCGAUCAUGUCUAGGCCUACUCGACAUCCAACAAUGGCGAAUGUGCACCAUGCCCAUGGGGCAAACGACAAAGGUAAAUACUUAUCUAAUAGAAUUGAUGAUGCUCCAACGGGUGACGUAAUCGAAGUAGAGAUUCACGCUGACAGUGGUCAAAAAGAAAGUUACGUAAGAGUGACAGAACAAAAGGAUCAACAUUAUUCAAGCGUAAAGCCUAUUUUCUAUAAAGAUGAUGACGCUCGUGAAAAAAACGAUGAAUUUUUGAACGAAGAAACAAUAUACUUUGCCUUGUGUGAAGUUAUUAGUGAAGACAAUCUCAUAGGAAUCCAAAAAGUAAAAAAUCAUUGGAGAAUUUAUAUUAGUAACCAUGGAGACAGAGUAAAAAUUAUUACUGCUGGGCUCAACAUCAAUGGACGAAAUGUUGCAAUACAUGACAUCAACCCAUACCUUGUAGUAAAUGAUGGUGUACGAGUCUUAGUAAAGGAUGUUCCCAUCUCGGUCCACAACGAUAAAAUUAGGAACGCCCUAAAGCAAUUCGGAUGUAAAAUAAUCGGAAACAUUCAAUACGUGAAAUUUCGGAUUAAUGGCAGGCUUUCCAGAUUCGUCAAUGGUGAUAGAUCUGUAAUCGUUGAGAAAUUUAAAGGUAGUCUGCCAAGAUUUACUAUGAUCAACAAUUUUAAGGCAAGGCUUUUUCACAGACAUCAGUUCGACGUUAUGAAAUGCUUUAAGGGCAAUGAGGUUGGACAUAAGAUUAGUAGCUGUCUGAAAAAAGAUCCCUUACAAGUGUUACAGAUGCGGAAAAAUGGGUCACAUUGCUAGGUUUUGCAAGGAUGCGCUCAAGCAUUCAGAUGAAAGCGACAUCAUCACUCAUACUGAGGAAGACGAUGAUGCCUAUGACACCGGAUAAAUCCUAUUUCAUCAAACAUCUGGAGAAAAGUACAUACAAAAAAUGUGGCAAAUUUCGUGGAUAAAGGCAGCAGAGAUAAUAAGAAAGAGUCUAAAUGGAGUCUUGGCAUCAGCGAUGAAAGCGAGACUGAUACAGCAACCAGUUGUAAAGAAGAUACAGUAGAGGCAAGUGAUGAUGACGGGACAAUGGAAGAGGUCCCUGGCAGCAGCUAUGCUCCUGUAAAAAAUAAAGUCCAAAAGAGCAUAACAAACUUCAUCACGACAGCUACGCCACAGAGAGUUAUCGUAACUGGCGACACCAAAGAACCUCUAAAAGAAAAAUUCAACAAAGAGAAAAACGAACGUGAUCCGCAAGUAGCGAAUGUGAUGAAGUCCCGGAGAGAAAAGAAAGAAAAAAAGAAAACGAGUAAGAAGUAAAUCUACGUAGAUAGUUUAGUGCUAUUUGUACUAUUUGUUGUUACCACAAAAUGGGUAAAGAUAAUAGCAGAUGUUUACACUGUCUGUCUUUGAAUGGUAUAGGGCUAAGAGUAAAACAAAAGCAGAGAGAAAUUUUUAACCGGGCUAAAGUUAAUAAGGUUGACAUAUUACAUGUCCAAGAAUCACAUCUCACCAAAGAUCUUGUUUAUCUUGUGAACAAUUAUAAUUUCCUUUGGGAGGGAGACUCUUAUCACAGUUUUGGUAACUCCUUUAAUAAAGGGGUUUCAAUUCUUGUACGAAAAGAUCUUGAUUACAGGUGUAUAAAUAAACAAAUCGAUGACACCGGUAGACAUAUUUUAUUACAUAUAGAUAUCAGUGGUGUUCAAUAUUUAUUGGUAAAUGUAUACGCGCCAAAUGAUAGCAAAGAACGAAGUUCUUUUUUUAAAAAUCUCCAAAAGCAUAUGCAUACCUUCUGUGACGCACGGUAUAUUAUUGUCGGUGGUGAUAUGAAUUGCAUUCAGAUAAGUCAAUUGAUCAGAAAGGUAGUAAAAUGAAAACAGAUAAUUCGGUGUUUACAGUCAAAAACUUUAUGAAUAGGUUUAAGUUAUUAGAUAUUUGGAGAGUACUUAACGAAAAUAAAUUACAAUUCACAUGGCGCAGAAAGUCUGCUAACCCCUUUAAAAGAUUAGAUUACUGGUUUGUAUCGAAAGGCUUACAUAAUGAAGGAAAUAUAAUCUCUUGUGAUAUCAGACCCUCUGUUCUCACUGACCACCAAGGUGUCUCCUUUAAAAUUUGUGUAUCUGAAGAAAGACAUGGUCCAGGGUUAUGAAAACUUAACUCAGAUUAUUUAAAGGAUAGGUUAUUUAUUGAAAAUGUCAUGAAAAUCAUUGAUGACUGCGAACGCAAUAAAGAUUUUAAUGCAGUUGAUAAAUGGGAGUUGAUAAAAAUCAAAAUAAAAGAAUACGCGAUUUUUUUUGGAAAAACAAAAGCAAAAAAUAAAAAUAGAAAAAAAGAAAAUUACAAAAAGAAAUCGAGCAGCUAAAUAUCUUCUUGAUGAACAGGAACGGAGAUGAAAAACAAAGCUAGAAUUAAAAACAAAAACAAAAAUAUUAGAAAGUAUAUAUGCUUAUGAGGCUAAAGGUGCCCAGAUACGGUCUAGGACAAAAUGGGUAGAGGAAGGAGAAACAAAUUCUAAAAAAAACAAAUAAAAAUAUAAAAAGAUAUGAUGGAACCUAUGCUCGAAAAACCAAUGAUAUUCUGUUGUACCGAGAAGUGCAAUUUUUUGAGAAACUCUACGCCAAUCAAAACAUUGAGAAAAAUGAGGUACAGACAUAUUUAAAAAAAAAACAAAUAAAAAUAUAAAAAGAUAUGAUGGAACAUAUGCUCGAAAAACCAAUGAUAUUCUGUUGUACCAAGAAGUGAAAUUUUUUGAGAAACUCUACGCCAAUCAAAACAUUGAGAAAAACGAGGUACAGACAUAUUUAAACAAAAUAGAAUCCACGAAAUUAUCAGAUCCUGAUAAACAGUCUUGUGAGGGUAAACUGUCACUUAGUGAAUGUGAACACGCUAUACAAUGUAUGAAACUUAACAAGGCGCCUGGUACAGAUGGUCUCACAGUAGAUUUCUAUCGAUUUUUCUGGCCCAAAAUUGGCCCUUUAGUUUGCGAAGCUCUUAAAUUAGGCUUUGAAAUGGAAACAUUAAUCUAAUUCAAAAGACGUGGUGUUAUAAGUUUAAUUCAUAAAAAGGUGAGCAUGAUGAUCUAAUUAAUUGGAGGCCUAUAACGCUUCUUAAUGUGGAUUAUAAAAUCGCUGCUUUUGUUUUAGCAAAAAGACUACAAAAUGUUAUAAAAAAUAUAGUAAGUAAUGAUCAAAACGGGUAUAUUAAAGGUCGUUUUGGUUGGGAAAAUAUCCGCUUGAUUGAGGAUAUUAUGGAAUAUAUGGAUGUAAAUAGUCGUACAGGCGCCCUGAUAAGCUUAGAUUUCAGUAAAGCAUUUGACACGGUUAACAGAGAUUUCCUGUUUAAUGCUCUUCAUCAUUUUAAUUUUGGCCCAUCAUUUAUCAAAUGGGUAAGAGUUUUGUAUUGUAAUACUGAGUGAAUAAUUAUGAACAAUGGAUGGAGCUCAAAAAGCUUUAAAAUGUAUAGAGGCAUAAGGCAAGGUUGUCCUUUAUCUGCCCUUCUUUUUAUUUUAGUAGCUGAAAUUAUGGCUAUUCGGAUAAGAGGAGAUAGACUGAUUAAAGGCAUUAUUCUACCAAAUCAAAAAGAUACUGUUGAAGUAAAAAUUGCUCAGCUAGCUGAUGAUACAGUUUUAUUUAUAAAAAAAAAUGAAAAGGUAUAAAAAAAAUGCAUUGAUAUAAUUAUUGAAUUUGGGAACAUGUCAGGAUUAAAUCUAAACAAGAGGAAAACUAAUGCCAUGUGGUUAGGGCCAUGGAAAAAGAGAAAGGACAAUCCUUUUGAUAUUAAGUGGGUUUAUAAUGGUUUUAAAGUGCUAGGAAUACACGUUGGCCACAAUAAGGAAUUAUGUUUUGUAAAAAAUUGGUCAGAAAAAAUUGAAUCAAUAAAACACAUACUUAAUUCAUGGCGGAAACGAAAUUUGACUCUCUCAGGAAAAAUUUUAAUUUUAAAAGCGCUCGGGUUAUCUAAACUUGUUUAAAAUGCAAGCAUUAUAGAAACCCCCGAGAGCGUGGUAAAACAGGUUGAUAAAAUUGUUUUUGAGUUUUUGUGGGACUAUAAAUUGGAAAAAGUAAAAUGGUUAACCCUAAUUAAUGAUUAUCAUCGAGGCGGUUUAAGAGCUCCUGAUUUUAUAUCACAAGUUAAGUCACUAAGAAUGGCUUGGCUUAAACGCUUGUAUGAUGGCGAAACAUCAAAAUGGAAGUUUUUGCUAAGAUUAUAUUUGAACAGAUUUGCUCCAAAGGGCGUUUUUGAAAACAUGUCACAUGUAUGCUAUAAAGGGAUAUCCAUCGACGGAAUUCCUAGGUUUUAUCUCUCAAUGAUAAACACAUUAACAUAUUUUAACCAAUGUAUUGUUAAGCACCCACUGGGUUAUAAUGAAAUAUUGAAACGAAUUUGGGGUAACAAAAUGAUAUUAUAUAAUGGUGUUUCACUUUUAUAUAGAAAUUGGGUUAGAGCGGGCAUACGAACGAUAAAUGAUAUAGUUAUUGAUAACAGAUUUAUUAAUGCAGAUGAAUUAUUUACUAUAUUAGAUGUCAGAUCUAAUUGGAUUGCGGAAAUAUCUCUCUUGCUAAAAGCAAUCCCGCAAGAUUGGAAAGAGAAAAUUCUCUUAGGAAAAAUAGAAAAGAAGUCUAAAGUAAUAUUGCCAAUACAAUGGUGUAUAAGUACCAAACAAAUAUAUUGGUAUUUUAUUAUGAAUAGGCGAAUUGAACCCACAAAGUGUCAAAUGAAAUGGCAUUCUUAUUUUAAUACUGAAAUCGACUGGGUGUCGACAUGGACAUGGAAGGUGAAGGGGAUUAGAGAAAAUAAACUUAAACAGAUUAAUUUUAAGCUAUUACAUAACAUUGUUCCCACCAAGAAAAGAUUAUACCUAUGGAAAAUUGUGAAUUCUGAUAAAUGCCAACGAUGUAAGAAUGUUGUUCAAGAUGAGGCACAUCUCUUUUUUGAGUGUGUAGAAGCAAAGGAAUUAUGGAAAUAUGUUAAUAGUUUUAUUUUUUUAAAAUACGUUAUCAAAGCAGACUUUAAAAACAUUGUACUUGGAACGGGAAAUGUUUAUGUAGAUCAUAUAUUUUCAUUAGGAGUAUUCUGUAUAUUUAAAGCAAACGUCUUAAAAAACGUUAACAAAUGGAAUCGUAGCUCAAUGCAAAGGCUUUUUAUAACUGAAUAUAAUAUUAGAAAGUAUCUAAAGUGUCUUGCAUAAUAUAUUUUUUUGCAAGCCAUUUUAGAUUCUCUUCUUUCAUUUAUUUUACUUUUCUUCUUUUUGAACGUGUAACAAUAGUGAGUGUGCUGUAAUGUAUCGUGCGUUCGGUAACACCGUGACUGUGUUCACUGUAUAUAGUUUUUAAUAAAUAUAUAAAUUUUAAAAAAAAUAUCAAAACCACGAAAAAAGGAGGAUAAUGAAAGGCUAACCCACAACUAAAUCAAUGUAUAAAAUCAAUAUUUUUAGUACCAUCAAUUGUAAAUGUAUGAACUGUGCUUUAUAAUGAUAUUGAUGAAUAAAUGUGGUCUGUUGCCACAAAAGAGAAAAAAAAAAAUAAUAAUAAUAACAACAUUAAUAAUAAUAAUAUCAUCUCAAUGGCUUAUCUUAGUUUUAUAUUUCUGGUGUCUGUUGGUUUUGAUCGUAACGCUGACGAUAAUCUCGAUCAAUUAUUAAUAUAACUUCUCAGAUAUAUAGCGUGAGCUUGCGUUUCUUCCAAUGGAGUUUAUUUUUAUACGAGACGUUUUUGUUUGUGUUAAUUGGGUUUUUGCACCGCACCUUUAGGUUUUAACGAUCAAGAGGAAAUAGUCAUUAAGAAACUGUAGCGGUAGCUUUUACUACGAAUAAAUGGGAAUUCUGAACUAAGCAAUGCACAUGCGCAGUUACCAAAUAACGUCCGUGAAUUAUCUAUAAAAACACAGUGAGCAUGCGCUUGGAAAUACUAGACAGCCAGUGAGCAUGUGCAUUGAGUAAGUGACGUUGAGCCAUGUCAAGCAUGCGCAGUUACCAAAAAGACGUCUCAGGAACUAAAUGGCGGCUGCGAAGACGUCUCAAGAACCAAACAGCGGCUGCGAAGAGGGUAUGAGAUAGAAACGGUAAAACUAUAUGUUAUGGAUGGAAAAUAAUGAGAACUCGAGCGGGUCGAAAGCAUCUAUUUUGGCUGUCUUUGCACCCAGUUCAUCAGUGUUCGUCAGGGAGAAUUGUAAUUAAAUUAUCGCCAAAAAAAAGUAUAUUAGGCUCUAUCAUCGUACCGACGUACGUAGACCCAUGCAUUGACAAUCCCAACCAAAGAAACUGACGACAAAACCUAAGGCCUACUACUAGCCAAGUAGUAUAGAGCCAGGGUAUUUUUACAUUUACCUUACGCUGAAAAGGUUUAGGGUUAGGUUAACUAUUAGGUAGUUUUCGGCGCACGACGUUAACCUUAACUUUAACGUUAGUACCCAACAUGCAGCGCGAUAGCUCCGCCCCUUUUGUAAACAAAUCUAAAUAUGCAUGCGC